AUGUGCCAGAGAUGCGAGCGCCUUGGCAAAGAAUGUGUCUUUCUCGAGUUGUCACAACGGAAGCGCAAGCGCAGCGAGUCUAGGCGCGUGGAAAAGCUUGAAAAUACAGUUAAUCAGCUGAUUACGCACUUGACAGGCCUGACAGGACAGGAUGUAACACCGCUAGCAUCACCCUCCCGAACAACACAGUCCGUGAUUUCUUCUGCCGAGGGCAUGUUGGCUAUACCAAGUAAUAGUUCUCUUUCACAAUCAGGGGACCUGCAAGACUGCAGUCCAGAGCCCGUAAUUGGACAUCAGAGUGCUUGCUCUGUUGUUUUGGAAGCUCUCAAUCACGAUGAAACAGAGGCACUCCUUCAGAAAUUCCAACAAAAAUUCGUCCCUAUUUUUCCUUUCGCGGCGAUUUCUGUAUAUAAAGGCUCCUAUCACAUCAGACAUCUAAACCCUUUUCUGUUCCUGUGCAUCAUGGCCGUAACUAUAGGACCAAAGCAUCCUUUACGGGCGCAUGUGCAACAUGAAGUCAUGAAUCAGGGCAUCCGCCGAAUGAUGCGCGGACUGGAGAGAAACCUUGACCUCCUCCGGGGAUUUCUUGUCUUAGCUAGCUGGUGUCACCUCUUCCCGUUUUCCAACAGCUCUCGCCCCGAUGUCCUGAAUCUCAUUCAGACGUGCAUUACACUUUGCUACACGCUCAACCUUGAACAUAAAGCAAAAUUGACGCUAGAAGAGCAACGGGCUCUGCUAGGAACCUACUGGAUAUCGAAAUGGUUUGUUCUCCUCGACUAA
This is a messenger RNA of Trichoderma breve, 780 nucleotides long. RefSeq lists its product as uncharacterized. The coding region runs from base 1 to 780 and encodes 259 amino acids. NCBI's taxonomy places the organism in Eukaryota, Fungi, Ascomycota, Sordariomycetes, Hypocreales, Hypocreaceae. Gene Ontology annotation, biological process: regulation of DNA-templated transcription. Gene Ontology annotation, cellular component: nucleus. The transcript is spliced from 2 exons. Gene Ontology annotation, molecular function: transcription cis-regulatory region binding; zinc ion binding; DNA-binding transcription factor activity, RNA polymerase II-specific. The record is from RefSeq and is a predicted model, not a curated record.